Aureococcus anophagefferens is the source of this 3098-nucleotide messenger RNA. RefSeq names its product expressed protein. The transcript has a single exon. The record is from RefSeq and is a predicted model, not a curated record. Gene Ontology annotation, biological process: protein phosphorylation. Gene Ontology annotation, molecular function: ATP binding; protein kinase activity. Lineage: Eukaryota; Pelagophyceae; Pelagomonadales; Pelagomonadaceae. Bases 31 to 3006 code for a protein of 991 amino acids.
GCGGCGCCUAGGCGCCGAGCGCUUAACGCGAUGUCCUGUGCCGAAACGGGCCAACUCCAGCCCCCAGACCCUGCCACCCCCCGCGCGACCCGCCACGCCCCCCCUCUGAGGGCGACAACCGUCGAAGAGAGGCCCGUCGAGCGCCUGAAAUCGGCGAACCGAGCUCGAUGCGUUUCGAUGGUCUGUUCGUCGCGGCGCGUCCGUGCCGCCCCCUCCCCGCAUGGCCGCCUCAUGGCCUCGACCAUCGUGAACGCCCGGCGGGGGAGGCGGUCCCGGCGCCGGGGGCCCGCGGUCGUCCGUCGCCGAAGAAAGUCGUAUCGGAUCGGCGAGGCGUCGGACCGUACGACCGCCCGCCCUUCCGCUCGACGACGAGGUCGCUCGCUCCGGAGACGACGUCCCGAUCGCGUCGAUUCCCCCGCAGAUUCAACCAUGCGCCUCAUCCGCGCGAUCGCCUUCGCCGCGGCGGCGGCGGCGGCGCGCGGCGCGCUGGACGCGCGAGACGCGUCGAACACGUCAUGGUGGCGCCUCGCGCUGGCGGCGCCGGUGAUCUCGCCCGACUUUACCCUCGUGUCGAAGCACGUCUGCGAGCGCGGAUCGACGUUCGCACACAGCGAAAUAAAAAACUACUUUCCGAGCGACUGCGGCGAACGCAUCAUGUCGUUCAAAAAUUUUCAGGAAAUAUAUACAAAGAAGCUCAAUUGCGAACCCGCCGGCCUCGGCCACGUCGGACACUGCGUCGUCGAAAUGAUCGCCGACCGCCGCAGCCCGGGCCCGGGCGCGCGCUACUUCCAGCAGUACGUGGGCUACAGCGGCGUCUACCUGCGCGGCGUCGACGGCCUCGGCGACGGCUUCGCGCCGUCGCUCUACUGCCACGAACGAGAUUGGCUCAACGCGCAUCUUUUUGCUACUUCAAACUGCAGACGAAGACACAGCAAGCAAGAUUGCACGGCAAAUGCGACGUGCUCUUGGCAGGAAAAGAAGCACAGGUGCGGGGAGACUCGAAAAAAAGAAAAAUUGGGUACGGAGGUGUUCCGGCUCUAUCCCACGGGCGUCGCGCUGUUCCGAGACCACUUCGAGUGCUUCGUCGCGCCGCCGUUCGACGAGUGGUUCGGCUUCGACGCGCUCCCGCCGGCGGACGACCCCGCGCGGGGGAGGCGCGCGGUCGCCGAGGCCUACGCGGCCGUCGACCGCGACGCCUGGGUCGACUGCGGCGCGGCCGACGGCGAGCUCCGCGUCGUCGUCCACGCGCGCCUCGGCGACCUGAUCCACACCCCCGGAUGGAAGUCCCUCCGCGCGUCGACGGCGGCGGGCGCGCACCUGCGGAACGCGCUCCGCGUCGUCGCGGGGUUGCGAGCGCGGCUCCCGGAGCGCCGCGUCCGCGCGCUCAUCCUGAGCGACUCGCCGGCGGAGACCGUCGCCGCGACCCUCGAGGGUUUGGACGUCGGGAUACACGUCGGCGGCGCGCGGCGCGACGGCGCGUCGCACCUCGUCGACGGCCGCACGGUCGGCCUCGAAAACGACUUCGACGUGAGCUUCCACGGCGCGGGCCACCCGUUCGUCGCGCUCCACUGCAUGGCGGCCGCGGACCUGCUCCUCUGGCCCGAGACGUGCGGGAACCCCUGGCCGGCCGUUCCGAUCACAGGCCAUCCGAAACCAGGCCAUCGUCGCCUGAAACCAACUGCGACUAUGAAGCGGUGCAGCCACAUGGCCUUGUUCGCGCGCGAGCUGUCGCUGCGGGGCGUACCCCGCGGACUUCCGGUGAAGCCGCUCGACGCGACGGCCGUCGACGCCGGCGUCGAGGAGUUGCUGGGAAGCGGAUUUCCCGCGGAGCCGCUCGACGCGACGGCCGUCGACGGAAACAGCGGGCGAUCCGCACCGGCGCGUGCGCUCCCCCGACGACCUGGACAAUCCACAAACCACCUCGAGCGCCUCGAUGCCUGGCUCACGAACGCCUCCGCUCCUCCUCCCGCCCACUGGCGCGUGCGCUCCCCCGACGACCUGGACACUCGCACGGACCACGUACUCUCGCACAGCGGCUACAAGGACGUCUGGCUCUCGCGUCUGCGCGACGGCCGACGCGUCGUCGUCAAGACGCUCCACCACGAAGGCGCGUUCGAAUUUGGCAACCGCGCGAGCGACAUCGCCUACUUCGAGCUCCUGUUCCUCGAGGGCCUCCGGGGCGAGCCGGGCAUUCCGAAGCUGUUCGGCGCGUACGAGACGCCGACGCACGUGGUGUGGGUGACGUCGAACGGCGGCGGCCCCGUGGCGACGGGGAGGGGAACGCUGAAUCUCAGCGGCAAGAAGAGCGAGAUCAAGUACUCCGAGGUCUACGACGCGCGGGCGCGUGACGCGCCCCUCGACCUCGCGCGGGCGUGGCUGCGGUGCUUUCGGAGCUUCGGCGAACGGGGCGGCUUCGUCUUGACGGAUUUUAAGCCGGAGCAGUUCACGCUCGACGCGAACGGCGACAUCUACCUCGUCGACGGCCCGGCGCCGAACUCCGGGCCGAUCGCCGCGCACGCGCGCCGUCACUUCACGAAAAAGACGUGGCACCCGGAGCAGGCCGACAAACUGAAGAGGGCGCGGAUCUAUAUCGAGGGCAUCGGCAUGGAGCGGCCCAUAAAGACCUACUACCUCCAGCCGGGCGCCGCGCAGCCCUGCCCGAGCGACGACGCCGACGCGGGCGCGGCCGUCUGCGCGCUGCGCACGGACUCGGCGCACAACGGGUGCGGCAACCACGUCAUACGGAAGGAUUUGUCCAAGUGUGGCGAACGGUUGCUGAGCGGCCCGGAGGUGUCGGACUGCGUCGACGGCGCUUGCGCGCCCUUCGACUGGCGCGUCCACGUCUUCGACGCGGCCGCGCGGGAGUGGAUCCUGCCGCACAUCAUCGCGGUCGCGGAAGACCGGGCCGCGGCCGCGCGGCUCGAGCGGCUCCUGCCGCGGAUGAUGAGCGAAGACCCGCGCGUCCGGCCGUCGUUCUCCGCGCUGCUCCGGGAGCUGGGAAAGUAGACAGUAGCUCGCCUGGCUCCUCGACUCGAGCCAGCCCCACCACGCCCCGGACGACGGCGCGCGGCCCGUCGAAACGUAAAAACCGAGGAAUU